This is a messenger RNA of Humulus lupulus (European hop), 633 nucleotides long. RefSeq lists its product as uncharacterized. The transcript is spliced from 2 exons. The record is from RefSeq and is a predicted model, not a curated record. Bases 19 to 489 code for a protein of 156 amino acids. NCBI's taxonomy places the organism in Eukaryota, Viridiplantae, Streptophyta, Magnoliopsida, Rosales, Cannabaceae.
CAUCACAUUCGACAUGGAAUGAUGUUAACUUCUCCUACCGGUCAAAUUGAGACAUGGCGUCUAAAGCAUUAUGAUGCUGAGAAAGGAUGGACUGGAAUAGAGCUCGGGCCAUUAUAUGAUAAAAUGAUGGAGUUAAGGGGUCAACAUCCUCCAGAAGAACUGUCUGAUAAAGAGAUUAUGGAGCGUGUACUUGGACGUGAUUCAGUAUACUUGCGAGGGUGGGGGCGGUCUCCUAGUGUCACAACUUCUACUUCACAUCGUGAAAAUAUUGUGGGUAAUCAACCAACUUAUGAAGAGUUAGUUGAACGACUUAAUGAUACAACUUCCCGCCUUAAUGCUACUAACGAACAACUUAGUGUGGUUGUGGAUAUACUUCGUCAUAACAAUUUGAUGGCACCGCCUCCACCACCUCCAACAGACCAAGCUUCAGAUGCAAAUUUAAGAGAGUCGCCAUCUUUUUCAGUUCGAGAGUCACAAGAUGAUUCUUAGUUUAUUUACAUUAAUUUACUAAGGAAUGAACUUUAUGAAGUUUUUUUUUAUUUUGGUAGGGGUAACCUUAAAAUGAUAACUUUAUGACUUAUUUUAGUAUUGAACAUUAUAAAGAAUUUUAGCAUUAAACAUUUUAUUAUUGUA